Messenger RNA from Paraphaeosphaeria sporulosa, 4743 nucleotides. Its product is annotated as P-loop containing nucleoside triphosphate hydrolase protein. The record is from RefSeq and is a predicted model, not a curated record. Gene Ontology annotation, molecular function: ATP binding; nucleic acid binding. Bases 1 to 4743 code for a protein of 1580 amino acids. Lineage: Eukaryota; Fungi; Ascomycota; Dothideomycetes; Pleosporales; Didymosphaeriaceae. The transcript has 8 exons.
AUGAGCGUCCCCUUCCGCGAUCAUCUUGGGGGGCGAGGGACUGAGUCUGACGCGCGCCAGUAUCCCAUUCUGCAGCCACAAUCCAAACAGCCGGCUCCUUUGCAUGCAGACCCUCCUCGCGACCGGUAUCGCGCUCGCCCCAGUGUUCAUCACGAUGGGGUGGAGGAUGACGAUGCCUUCAGACUAGAGCAGUCACUCAAAUCUAUUGAUGAAAGAAUGCUGCCCCACCCACAUGUAGAUCGCCAGAGUAAAGCGGCCAGAGGCCAAGCACGACUCUCGUUUUUACCACAAUCCGGCAUAUUAUGCGCUACUGCUGUAUCUUCGUCGCAAAACCCGGAUUUGUAUCAUCCCAAGACUGAACCCAGAGAUGAUGUUUGUGACCAAGAUGGCUGUUCCAUGCCACCACCGCGACGUGGUCUCAGCCAAUUUGAUUACAAGCCAGCGCAGCCCCCUCCAGAGUCGAGCUCGGAUGUCCCGUUGGGUGUUUCAUCCAGCCCAUCGUUCAUGGCUGCCAAAAGACACGCCGGGGCCACCCAGAAGUUCGCCCAACCAACGCUACAGCCGCGUCACUACAAGCAGGAGGACAUGUUCGGCACUCCGUACCUACAAGCAGAAUUUCCACAUCCUCAGCACCAUGCCUCUGUAGCAGCGGAAGCUUCACGUCCGAGUGCUUGCUCUAGUGCACCGAUCACGCAAGGCAUACAGCAGGUGCCUGUAUCAGAGCUCCCGGAUAGGCUCCGCACAAUUUUCCCGUAUCCGAUCUUCAACGCUGUUCAGUCCAAGUGUUUCGAUGCCGUUUAUAGGACCGAUGAAAACUUUGUGCUGUCGUCACCGACCGGAAGUGGGAAAACUGCUGUGUUGGAGCUCGCCAUAUGUCGAGCCAUCUCCAAGAACUCCACUGGCCAGUACAAGAUUGUCUACCAAGCCCCAACCAAGGCGCUAUGCUCUGAACGUCAGCGGGAUUGGCAAUGGAAGUUCGGUCCACUUGAGCUCGAUUGCGUUGAGCUUACGGGCGACUCCGAGUCAGCUGACUUGCGAAACAUCCAGAGCGCCAAUAUCAUCAUCACUACUCCAGAAAAGUGGGACAGUAUUACGCGGAAAUGGAAAGACCACGAGAAGUUGAUGCGACUCGUCAAUCUGUUUCUUAUUGACGAAGUCCAUUUAUUGAAGGAAAAUCGUGGUGCUACCCUAGAAGUUGUCGUGUCACGGAUGAAGUCUACCGGCACCGAUGUUCGAUUUGUUGCUCUGUCUGCAACAGUGCCAAAUUUCCUGGAUGUAGCAACCUGGCUUGGCAAGAGCGCGGCCGAGCCUUACGAACCGGCCACCAAUGAGAAGUUUGGCGAAGAGUUCCGUCCAGUCAAGUUACGAAAGCAUGUAUGCGGCUAUCAGUCGAGUGCCAACGACUUCGCGUUCGAGAAAAUCCUUGAUACAAAGCUACUGGAUGUUGUUAAAAACUUUUCGGGAGGGAAGCCCAUCAUGGUCUUCUGUUUCACUCGCAAAUCUGCCAUAGCCACGGCGAAAGUACUUGCAAACUGGUGGAUCACCCGGCAUGCAAAGGACCGGGCCUGGAAGCCACCCACCAAACCCUUGUCCUUUCGAGACCGCGACCUUCGUGAAUGUGCUGCUUCCGGUGUGGCGUUCCAUCAUGCUGGCAUCGACUCUAAGGACAGAAUCAAAGUCGAGAAAGCAUACCUGGAAGGGGAGCUUAGUGUGAUAUGCUGCACUUCUACCCUAGCGGUAGGUGUGAACCUGCCUUGUCACCUCGUUAUCAUCAAAAAUACUGUCAGCUUCACGCAGAACGGGAUCCAGGAAUAUUCGGACCUCGAGAUUUUGCAGAUGCUUGGGCGUGCUGGGCGACCCCAAUUCGAUGACACUGCAGUCGCUGUGAUCAUGACCCGACAAAAAAAAGUUCGCAAGUAUGAGCUUAUGGUGACAGGACAAGAAAUCCUAGAGAGUACACUUCAUUUAGGCCUUAUCGACCAUUUGAACGCCGAAAUAGGCCUUGGUACCAUACGAGAUCUAUAUUCGGCACGAAAGUGGCUUGCAAGUACGUUUCUCUACGUUCGCAUCAGAAGAAACCCAGCGCAUUACAAGUUGGAAGGGUCGCGGAGCGGGCAAAGCAUCGAUGAGCAACUUGAUGAUAUCUGUUUCCGGGAUAUUACACUGCUUCGCCAGCACAAUCUGAUGACAGGUGAAGACUUCUUUUGCAGUACUGACUAUGGCCAUGCUAUGGCCCAGUACUAUGUCCAAUUCGACAGCAUGCAGGUGUUUAUGGGUCUUCCGCCGAAGGCGACAAUCUCUGAGAUUCUUUCGGCCAUUGCACAGGCAUCUGAGUUCGCAAAUAUUCGUUUCAGGAGUGGUGAGAAAUCAUUGUAUAAGAGCAUCAACAGCUCGCCAUACAUUCGAUUUCCCAUCCCAGUGAACCUGGACCUGCCCGCGCAUAAAGUGUCGUUGUUGAUUCAAUCCAUUCUAGGUGGCGCAGACAUCUCCUGGGAUGGCGAAAAUGUAAAGCACCGGACGCAAUACAACACCGAAGCAGUAGUGAUAUUCAAGCAGAUCAAUCGUCUCAUACGUUGCAUCAUCGCCUGUCAAAUAUAUGCUGGCGAUUCAGUGAGCAUCAACAAUGCUCUGAUUUUGGAGCGAAGCCUGGCUGCACGGGUAUGGGAUGACAGUCCGAUUCAAAUGAAGCAGAUCGACACACUGGGUAUUGUUGGAUGCAGAAAACUGGCCCAAGCUGGAAUCAGGUCACUGGAAGAGCUCGAGUGUACCGAGGCUCACCGUAUUGAGCACCUGCUUGGUCGCAAUCCGCCAUUCGGCCUGAAAAUCCUUGAGAAAAUGAAGGUCUUCCCGAAGUUGCGAGUUUCGCUGCAGCUGCAACCGCCAGCAAUUACGAAGACUCCUGAAGGCGUGAAAGUCCUCAUUAAGACUGACAUCGGCUUUAUCAACGAGAGACCACCGGAUAGAUUUGCGGGCAAGGCGGUUUACGUGUGCUUAUUGGCAGAGACUUCUGAUGGUCGCAAAGUUCACUUCGCUCGCCUUAGUGCAAAUAAACUCGGAAACGGACAGUCGCUAACAAUUCCUGCUUUACUAACGUCACCGAAUUUGAGCAUCAAUUGCCACAUCAUGUGUGACGGCAUCGCUGGAACUAUGCGGACUGCCUCUGUCACACCAAAGAUUGCUGCGUCGAUGUUCCCGCCGCCGAAGCCUGAAUCAACGGCGCCACAGGAGCAAGAGCGUCCUGGCUCAAAUAUCUCCAGACGCCGUACUGAGACACCCUCACUCUCACAGAAACCCGCGGACGAGUUUGAUGACGGCAUCGACGAUGACGAACUUGUCAAGGUCUCUUUGAAUGAUCUAGACUUCAAUCAUAUUAGCAACUAUGCGAACCCUACGGAUGUAAUCACGCGACCAAAUACAGCAAAGAAUGCGGCAAAGACCAAGGGUCGUGCACAAGAGCCAUCCGAACCUCGAGAGCAAGUCGAUCACGAGCCCCGACAGCUGGAGAAUGGAAAAUGGGCCUGCAAUCAUCCUUGCAAGGACAAAGAUGCAUGUAAGCACCUAUGUUGCAAGCACGGGAUGGAUAAACCGCCCAAGAAAGCCGGACCGAAGCGCGUUGCUUUCCAGGAAGACCGCACCAAUCAUCAUGAGCCGGGCUUUGUGCUGGCCAAAGAAACAGGCAAAAAGACUCAGACCAAGUUGCAACUGACGGCGUCGAAACGGAAGAGCUCUGCCAUGGUCGAGGAGUUAGACAUGACCCGGCAAGAGAAGAGAAAGAAAGCCGAAUACGCGAGAACCGGCCCGAAGGACUUCAGAGAGCUCAACAAACUUCACAAAAGCAUUCAGAAGAAGAAUCUUCCGACGUCAGUCUCAGUGGCAAUGCACCAGAAACCCUCAUACUGCUACGGCCAAGGCGGCACACCUGAUCUAUCGUCCCAUGGUAUGCAGAGCUCGUUUGAGCGACCGGGAUCGGUGCUUUCAAGCGACUACGGUGAUUUGGGGCUCGACGAUUUCUCGGAACAGUCCGGAGUGGACCGAAUAUCAAAUAAUACACGAGGUGGUAUGUCCAUGGGAAUUACGGCUGACCAGACUGAUGUGGAUCGCGAGAUGGAUCCUUUCGGCGAGGAAGACUCGAUGCUGGAGGACAUUUUGCUGGGCAUGGCUGAUUUCGAGGACCUCCAAGGACCUGCCAAUAAAGACGAGAUCGGCGAGGAGGUAUCCGAUCCACAUAAACACGUUGGCUACGAUAUGAGCUACGUGGAGCACCGAUUUUCCCCACCUGCCGACUCUGUUUCUAACUCAAAGGUCAAUGUCGAACAGAAUGUGUCUGACUUGUCUCCCAUCAAGGAUUCCAUUGUGCCACGGGAGAAGGGUCAAUCUCUCUUCCUAAAUGACUCCAUUGUGCCACGGGAGAAGGGUCAAUCUCUCUUCCUAAAUGACUCCAGCAGCUCUCAAACGCGGAACUUUGAAACGACUUAUCCGAUUGUGGAAAGCUCCAAGGCGGAGCACUGCGAACGCGAGAGCGAAAGCUAUCACGAGAACCCUACGAGAGUGAGCAAAUUCUUCGAGAACAAUGCGAGGUCUUCUGACGCGGAAAUAAAAUAUCCAGAAAAGACGGAACCUGAAAUUUUCACAAAGGGAGAGGAGGAAGUGACCGUCAAUGACGAACCCAUUCUAGAACCUUACCAAGGUCUCGAGCCGUGGUUGUUCCAUGAAUUCGGUGACAUUGUGGAAAUCGUCGACUGA